UGAGAAAUGCGUCCAACAAGCAGACACAAUUUCUACCAGAUACAAUGGCUAAGCGGCCUGCAGAUGAGGUGGUCGAUGGCAACCAGGCCUAUUUGAAACGCCAGAAGAUUACACAAGCUACAAAACAAACGCCGACGGAAGAGAUUCGUUCUGCAAGACAACUACGGCAGAUUCUUGCCUUCGACCAAGAUGCCCUCAGAUUGAAACAUGCAAUCCAUACUUUCAAAGCAUUCCUAGACAAUUUCGCAAAUCACGAGAACGACAAAGCUCUCCAAGCCGCAAUACUCAAAGAAUAUCUCGAGUCGCAAAAGCCUUCGGAUGAGAAUGACAAAGACGCUGUGUUCUUGAACGAUCUCAUGCAGACAUGGAGCUUCGCAUCCCAGUCGAACGACGAGAGUCUGUUGUCCGCUGUGCCUGCUGUUCUUGCGCUAUUGCUCAGAACGAUAUCUGGAUCGCUGGAUUUGUCUGAAUAUGGCUUGAGGCUUGGACGAACACUUCUCCAAAAGCGACAAGGAGAACUCAUGUCUAGAGGUCUGACUGCCAACAAGGUCAAGGGUUUCUUGAUUUCUCCUGUAUUGAGGAUGCUGAGAGAAACCUGCCUCUUCGAUGGAGGGGUGCUCGCAAGACAGAUUUUCCAGAAAAGGGACUUCACUCUGAAAGCACUGGCUCGCAAUCUAUCCCUUCGAUACGAAGGCGAUGGUGUCGAAGAUCUUAAGAAGCCUUCCGUACGCACGAAUGCGCUGAGGUUUCUACUAGCAAUGAUCAAGUUUCUUCCUACAGAAUCGAAGCGGGAACUACUCAAUCAAAGGGACAUAACGUCUGCUAUCACCAGGGAUAUCAGAGAUGAUCCCCCAUUCAUGGUUCGUGACACAUUGGAGACUUUGAAACUUCAUAUUUUACUGGAUGAAGGCCUUCCGAGAGAUGCUAAAACGAAGAUCGUCAAUGCUACCUCCUUGGGACGAAUAGCUCUGCUCUCUCGCUAUAAUCAGCUCGAAGAGGAUUUAACUUUAGAAGCAAGAACGGUAGAUACCAUCGCUCACGACUUCCUUACGUUGGCCUGCACGUCUCCCGAUAUGGGAGUACUUUUGCGCCAAUCCGGGUUUUAUCCUCGAGGUGUUGAUCCAGAUGAUGCACAAGAUCUCGAAGUAGAAGGUCCGUCAAUAAAUUUGGGCCUUGACAGUGUCGAGUGGAUGGAGAAGUUUACUGGGAAAGUGCCUGUACGAAAUACGAUCUUGUCAGAAUUCAUCCAGAAUUUACGCCCUUGGUCCAACAAAAAACAGGGCGAGCUCCUGAUAUCAAUUCUGAAAUGUGCUCCCGAGUUAAUCGCUGAUUACUUCUUCGGCAAGAAAGAUUUCUCCUUCGACCCCAAGCUCACAACAACAUGGAUAGGCUACUCCGCCUUUAUCUAUUCUUCACUAAACCUUCCCAUUCCAAAGUUUUUCGGCUAUCAAGAACGCUAUGCAAAACUUCCUCCACCUCCUGCCAUUAUCUUGGAAAGUGUCCUCCCUCAACCUCUCGGUCAAAAAGUCAUGACUCGAUGCUUCACUCAGCCUCACAACACACUCAUCACAUUCUUUGCUGCUAGGAUACUGUGCGUUGCACUUCAGAAAUUCCAAGAUAUCUUACGCAUGUACCACGAGGCUGCAAAGGACAGUGCAUCUCAGCUAUGGGUCCAAGCAGCGGAAAGGUUGACCGAAGAUUUUUGUAGCAGAUGUCCACCUAUCAAAGAUGUUAUUCUCGCCUUUAGGAGAAUGAACAGUGAUGAUCUGAUGCAAAAGGAGGCGAUUGCGAAACUUCUCGUGCUGUACUACGAAGUUGCUCCGCAAAUUGCAUUAGAUGCCAAAUUUGGAGUCUCGGCAGCUCUAGCAGACAGUUUGCAAGCAUUAGAGGAUACUUCUCUUAACGACGAGAGCCGUGCCUUACGUUCUCUCGAAGUCGAACAUCUAUUCGAGUUUGCUCAUUUCUCGCCCGGCAUGCGCUGGUUUAACCGAACGCAAGAUGCCUCGGUCACACCUUUUAUGGGAAUGCUAAAGCUGACGGCUGAAGCGCCUGUGAUUUUGCCAUUGCUCAAGAUCAGAGAUGUGCUAUACUCAAUUGUUGCGGAAAAUCAAAUUUUCCAGAGCCAAACAUUAGUUUCUGCCCUCGAGACCUUCAUUGUCAGGCUUAGAGCGAUGAAUGGGUCAUGUGCGUCAUCUGCCUUGUACAGUUUCUUGGAUGAUUGUAUAUCACGGUGUGCUGCUAAGCCUAUCAAGUACCUCUUUGCACUUGAUGAGCUCUCGGUGGAAAUUUCAGCACAGAAACAACACCCCACUAUCAGUCUGUUAACGUUGGCAAUGGUGGAACAAUGGCCAUAUCUCGUGAAAUCUACCGAUGAUAUGGUGUUACAGGAAAUAGCACGAUUCCUGGCAGAAUGGAUAGGCGCCUCAAUCAAAAUCAAGGAGGACAAACAUAUUCUGAAGACGCUGAUACAAAGUUUUACCGCAGCGCUGCCUGAGACAUCAUCAGCUCGAAAGACAAUCACAGAAGCCCGCAAGUUGGUCGACGAUAUUGAUAUACCGGAGCCGAAUGUUACAACAUCAGAAUUGGAAGACGAUGCAAGACCAAGAAUAUCCCUGGACGCUGAGCAUGCUGUGUUACUGGCCACAAUGAGGACGGAUUCACUUGCGUUGGAUGAAGAUUAUAGAUCAUUAGUGAAAUGGAUGACCAAAGAGGUCGACGAAGUGAUUGAAGAUGGGCAUACAAAGGCACUGAUCAGGCUCUUGUCCUCGGAGCAUUUGAGUGUUCGGAAAGAAGCUCUGACGAAUAUAUCGAAGUUCGCUACCAAACUCAAGGCAUCCUCAUUCGAGGAGAAGGAACAACUAUGGCUACUACUUUCCGAAAUUACUGAGACUGCCAAGAAGACUAUCGAUCAGGGUCCCUUACCAACUUAUAUCUCGGCUUUUGCUGCAAACGCCAUAGUAGUCUUGAAAGACCCUCUUCAUAUCCUCUACGCAAAGAUGAACAAAUUUCUAUCGAAAGGCCCGACCUGGCAAGUGGAUAAACUCCCAAUGAUGCACAAGAUCCUCGAUGAAAAACCCACCUUGGAUGAUACACACCACGUGGAAGUCGAUUGGCUCCUGAAUUACAUGCUCGCUGGUCUUCGAACGGAGGCGGACAUGGCAGUGUAUCGCAGGCAGUUGGUGUUUGAGAAACUGCUUUCACUCUACAACAGCAGAUAUUUACGGGCAAAUUUGCGUGAUGGCGUCCUCCGGAUAGUCCUCAGAGCCUCAAACAUCAGCGGGGGUAGCACUACACUGAUAACGAGAUUCAGCACCAUGACCUGGCUGCAUGCACAGGCUGCGCUUGGUGGAGGGUUGCCGAUAGAAGUGGUGGUCAAACAGAUCAUGGAGUCAUGUGAUCCGGAUAGAGUUUCGAGAUGGAAAAGAGGUCUGAAGCUGGCGGUUGAAACAUAAAAGUUCAGAGUAGUAUAGAUCGAUAAUCUUUAGAUACCCAAAUGUUGAAUU
This is a messenger RNA of Mollisia scopiformis, 3503 nucleotides long. RefSeq lists its product as uncharacterized. Gene Ontology annotation, biological process: maturation of LSU-rRNA from tricistronic rRNA transcript (SSU-rRNA, 5.8S rRNA, LSU-rRNA); maturation of 5.8S rRNA from tricistronic rRNA transcript (SSU-rRNA, 5.8S rRNA, LSU-rRNA). The transcript is spliced from 2 exons. Lineage: Eukaryota; Fungi; Ascomycota; Leotiomycetes; Helotiales; Mollisiaceae. Gene Ontology annotation, cellular component: nucleolus. The record is from RefSeq and is a predicted model, not a curated record. Bases 45 to 3452 code for a protein of 1135 amino acids.